Penicillium roqueforti is the source of this 1569-nucleotide messenger RNA. RefSeq names its product endo-beta-1,2-glucanase. The record is from RefSeq and is a predicted model, not a curated record. Bases 1 to 1569 code for a protein of 522 amino acids. Lineage: Eukaryota; Fungi; Ascomycota; Eurotiomycetes; Eurotiales; Aspergillaceae. The transcript is spliced from 8 exons.
AUGCGUCUCCACGAGAAAUUCGGCCAUGUUCUAACAUGGACAACAUUGGUCAAUGCUCUACCAUCGAUAUCCGGACAUACCAAGGAGCCGUCAUGUCGUUUUGCGCAUCAAUAUUCCCAAAAGCAAGUCCUUCGAGAUCCUACUGCCUUCAUCAAUGAUAUGCUGUAUUGGGAGGGCAAGUUUCAUCAGAACAACAUCUCAUAUAAUAGCAACAAUGGUAUCUCCUACGAUGGCACUAACAUCGAUUGGGUGACCGGCGAGGCAACAACCAAGCACACGUUCAGUGCUGCCAGCAAAGAGUCCCUUCAAAUCAUGCUGUACGCCCAAGCUGUUGCUGGCUCUCCGGAGGCUGCUCGGUUCCUCUCGCCUGAGAAUACAGCAGAGGCUCCUAAAAUCGCGGCUUCUAUUAUGCAGAAAAAGUUGCAGACGUAUCUCAAAUUCAAUGAGACUUACCCAGGAUUCGGAGGCUUCUUGCCCUGGGUCACAGCGGAUGCUCAAGAUCUAACUCCAGUGACAGCCUGGGUCAACCGCGUGCCUUCUCUAGAUAAUGGUGAACUUAUAUGGGCUGUAUAUGGUUUCAUCCAGGCUCUUGAGAAUACAGGCAAUAAAAGCUAUCGGGAACUCGCACAGAAAUGGCAGGUUUGGAUGGACUACACUAAAACUACUGCUGCUAAGAUCUUUUACAAAGGCAAGGGCCGGGUCUGUACCGUCAUUGACAUUAAAGACCAAUCCCUCCCUGUCAAUCACCCGGAUCAGUCGUAUCUAUGCGAGACUAAAGAUUUACUGGACGACCCUUUCGAAGGCGAGAUUUUCACAUUCUGGCUACAAUUCUUCGGUGGUCUGUCAAAGGCCGAUAAGCAGGCGCUAUGGGAAAUCAAAAGGCCCCAGCUGGUGAGCGUGGACUACAAAAUGGGCGGUUUCGGGCCUAUCACUGUCCAAAAAGGAUUCUGGUUCUCCAGCCACGAAACCUGGAAAGUGAUGGAGAUGCCCUACUAUGACAUCGAUAUUGUCCGUCGCCUAUUUAAGAACGCUGAGCGAGUCCGGACCUGCAACUCAGUCGCCACGAAGUUGCCCGGCAUGUUCGCCUCAGUUAACAACAUCACCGAUCCCUCAAUCGGCGACGUAACCGGCUAUAUCUCGAACGCUGGUAUCCCCUCCAUAUCAAACCAGACUGUCCAGGAGCUAGACGUCAUUACGCCGUACAGUGUAUUCCCGACAAUUUUGGUUGACAAGUCUGUCGGACUCGCCUGGUGGAGGAACAUGGUUAUUGCCAAGAAAAUGCAGAAUAUCUAUGGCAGCACUGAAUCCACUCGUGUUGAUGGAACGGGGGUUUCCGCACUUCUCACUUGGGACAGCAAGGUCACUACGGUAGUCGCAAUUUUGGGCGGAGUGACCGAUCUCGUUCGUCAGAAGAUGAAGGCGGAUCACGUAUAUGAUGAGUUUGUGGACAUCAUUGAGACCGAGUACUCUCGGGUCUUCAAGCACCUUAAAGGAGAGAAUGUCGACCUCUGCCUCCCUCACGUGGCUGUUCCUGAUUCAGGAUUGGACGAUUUCACACUUUGCGAGUAG